Molecule: messenger RNA, 2033 nt
Organism: Sorghum bicolor (sorghum)
Lineage: Eukaryota; Viridiplantae; Streptophyta; Magnoliopsida; Poales; Poaceae
Product: trigger factor-like protein TIG, Chloroplastic
Exons: 13
Coding region: 92-1669 (525 amino acids)
Biological process (GO): protein unfolding; protein transport; 'de novo' cotranslational protein folding
Molecular function (GO): peptidyl-prolyl cis-trans isomerase activity; ribosome binding; protein folding chaperone
Source: RefSeq, a predicted model, not a curated record
GUCGCGCCGGCCACACAAACCGCGCUGAUCCCGGGCGCCCGCUUUAGUUCACUCCCCUGUCCCCUCCUCUCCGCGCAGCGGCGACCAAACCAUGGAGCUGUCCACCGUCGCCGCCGCAGUUGCCUCGGCCGCCGCGCGUCCACACGGGCAUUUCUCCUCUCCCCGCGCGGCCUCCGUCUCCGUCUCCGUCUCGUGGAACAACAGUCCCUCGCUCGCCUCCACCUCACGACGGCAAAGGCUGCUGCGGCGGCUCCCCGUCACCUCGGCCGUCGUGGAGCUCCGCCAAGCCGCUGCCGGGGGCGGAGACUCGCUUCGUGUCACCGAGACGCGGCAGCCUGGAUCCAGUGUUAAGUUCAGCGUGGAGGUGCCUACUUCCAUCAUUCACGACUGUUACCAAACCACGCUACAGGAGUACGCGAAACGUUUUAAGGUUCCUGGAUUUCGGCCUGGGAAGAUCAUUCCAGAAAACAUUCUUAUAAACUAUGUAGGACCGCAACAUGUACAGGAUGCCACAAUUGAAGCUGUCUUGAAACAUACACUUCCUCAAGCAUUGUCCUCGGUAGAGGAGAGGGCAUUAGAAGAUUCUGUUCGCAUUCUUACUCAGUUUGAUGAUAUGAGAAAUUCUUUCUCACUCGACAAUGUGUUUAGGUAUGAUGUUGCUGUGGAUGUUGUCCCUGAAGUCCGAUGGUUAUCCGAAGACAAAUAUAAGAACCUCAAAGUUGUCGUUGAAAUAGAUGAAGCUGUUGAUGCAGAAAAGGCAGCAGAAAAAGAGCUUCAGCGACGUCAUAAAGCUCUGGGCUUACUUAGAGUUGUGGCUGACAGAGGCCUCCAGAUUGGUGAUCUGGUGGUACUAGAUAUUUUUGCAGACAGCAUUAACAGUGAUGGCUCUAAAGGUGAAAAAAUUUCAUCUGCCGAGAGUACAGGUUUCCACUUGGACACUGAGGAAACUAAUAACCUUGUUCCUGGAUUUCUUGGUUCAUUAAUUGGGAUUCGUCCUGGUGAAGCUAGAUCAUUUCCUAUUCAGUUCCCUGAGUCAUUUGAGCAAGAAAGUCUAAGAGGUGUCCAUGCACAGUUUACUGUUGUGUGUAAAGAGCUCUUCUACAGAGAGUUGCCAGAAAUGGGUGACUCACUUGCUGUAAAGCUUCUUCCAGGAUGCACUACAAUAGACGAGGUUCGAGGACGUAUUUUGGAAAGAUGUAAAGAAGUAGAGAAAAUGGCCAUAGAACAAGCAACCGAUAAUGCAAUCCUUGAUCAGCUCGGGAAGUUGGUUGAGGUUGAUGUUCCUCGUGCCUUGUUUCAAGAACAAGGCCAACAACUUUACGGAGCCAAACUUCUGCAGCUUCAGGCAGAAAGGAAGCUAGAUAAAGACCAGCUAGCAUCCUUAUCGACCCAGAGGUCAGUUCAGGCGUACCUAGAAGAUGAGAAGGAGAAUAUUACAAGAAUCAUUAAACAGAUGCUGGCUGUUGGUGAUGUUUUCAAAUCCGAGAAUUUACAGUACUCUACUGAACAGCUCAUCAAGGAAGUUGAAAACUCCAUAGCAGAGUUCAAACAGUACAAUCAAGACUAUGAUGAGGACAACAUCAGGCAACAGGUCCAGGAUGUUCUAGAGGCAGCGAAGGUGCUUGAAUGGCUCAAGGAGAACUGUACAGUCGAGUAUAUCAGGCGAUGAGUCUAUGAUGCUGCUGGGUCAAGGCUCUCUGAACGUGAGAAAGAUGGCUGGUGUGGCGGUGGGCAAUUUUGUGAGUGACCUUGGUCCUUGCCAACCAACCCAUGCAAUGAAGAAUCUUGCGCAUAGCAGACCAGUGCAGUGAUUAAGAUUUUGUUUCUAUAUAGCAUAAGAAAGAAGUAUACUAUAUUUUGUAAGUACAAUGCGAGUUCACAAAAGUUGUACCCAGUCUUUAAGAGGUUGUAAUCCACAUUUCAACAGAUCAGCCUUGCCUCGGUUUUUUCCUUCCCCAAACCCCACUCAUGUGGGAGCCUCUAGCACUGGGUCUGCUCUCUCUCUCUCUCAAUUGAAUCAAGAGUUCUACAUC